CCUAGAUGGUAUUUAGCACAGCGUAGCUGGCUCCUACAAGAUUCAAACGCCAAGCUACUGCAACUGCUGCUCUGAGCAGGACCUUUCAGGACCAGACUCCUUCCUGAGACCCACACCAGAGAGGGGAGGAAGAUGAGCACUGAGGGCAAAGUUAUUAAAUGCAAGGCGGCUGUCGCCUGGGAAGCAGGGAAGCCUUUGGCUAUCGAGGAAAUUGAAGUGUCCCCCCCCAAAAGACACGAAGUUAGAGUAAAGAUUGUUGCCACUGGUGUAUGCCGCACAGAUCAUCAUGCUGUCAAUCCUAGUUUCAAGGAGGGUGUUUUCCCAGUGAUCCUGGGCCACGAGGGAGCUGGAAUAGUGGAGAGCAUUGGACAAGGAGUUACUAAAUUUAAACCAGGUGACAAGGUUAUUCCCCUCUACAUGCCUCAGUGCGGCCACUGCAAGUUCUGUUUGAACCCUAAGACCAACCUUUGUGAGAAGAUCAGCAAGGUUAAAACACCGAUUUCAGAUCAAGACGUGAUGUCUGAUGGGACGAGUAGAUUCACCUGCAAAGGGAAGCCCCUUUAUCACUUCAUGGGGACUAGCACCUUCUCGGAGUACACUGUUGUGUCAGAAAGCUCUCUUGCCAAAAUUGAUGCUGCUGCUCCUCUGGACAAAGUUUGUCUGAUUGGUUGUGGAUUUUCCACUGGCUAUGGAGCUGCCAUCAAUACCGCACAGGUUGAGCCGGGUUCCACCUGUGCUGUCUUUGGCUUGGGAGGCGUUGGCCUUUCAGCUGUCAUGGGCUGUAAAGCUGCUGGAGCUUCUAAAAUUUUGGGGAUUGACAUCAACAAAGACAAAUUUCCACUAGCUAAAAAGCUGGGAGCGACUGAUUGCCUUAACCCUCAAGAUCUCAGACAGCCCAUUCAGGAGCUUAUAGCUGAAAUGACAAACGGUGGUGUGGAUUUUGCCAUUGACUGUGUCGGUAUUCCUGAUGUCAUGAAAGCUGCCUUUGAAAGCACAACAGUGGGCUGGGGAACAUUUGUCAUUGUCGGAGUGGCUGUUAGUGAGCAAUCGAUCCCUGUCUCUCCAAUGCAGCUGAUAAUGGGACGGAAAAUAAAAGCCACCUUCUUCGGAGGCUGGAAGAGCGUGAACAGCGUACCGAAGCUGGUGUCUGAUUAUAUGGCAAAGAAAUUUGAUCUGGAUGCCUUGGUGUCACAUACUCUGCCAUUUGAGAAAAUCAGUGAUGCUUUUGACCUUAUGAUUACAGGAAAGAGGAAGAAGCAUGACGAGUGGAGCUCCUGGGCACUUCUUCACAACCUUCCCUCACAAGCAGGCAGCUCCAUUUAAUCCUUGAACUUCACACUGAUGAGCACCAGCAGUGUUUCAUGCACCUCGUCCUUUGGCAUGGACAUGCUUAAACCUACAGCUUCUGUCCUACCUAGCGCGGAGCUUCAGAAAUGGAUUUUUUUUCUAUCUAUCUGCCACAAACCUGGGGAGCCCAGAGAUGAGUCUUUUGGGCUUUGGGGCUUCUGGCUACUGAUAAGGACGUCAAGAAACCUAAUCACAAUAGACAUGUGCCUUAGAAGCAUAUAAAAUGUGACAAUAACAACAGGUCUUUGGAGCUCCCUCUCAGCUGGUCUGGGACUCCCCCCUUAUUGCGUCCUGCACACUUGAGACCCUUGCCCAACGUGGAACAGGUCGUAUUACCCCUGCUUGCUCUGUAUGUAAUGUAGUGUGUUAUUUUUACCCUGUUAAAUACGGAACUUGCUACAUUGUUUAAACUCUCUUGCUUAAGGAUACUGGUGUACUUAAUAAAUAUCUGAAACCUGAUAA
Dromaius novaehollandiae (emu) is the source of this 1809-nucleotide messenger RNA. Its product is annotated as all-trans-retinol dehydrogenase [NAD(+)] ADH4-like. Gene Ontology annotation, molecular function: S-(hydroxymethyl)glutathione dehydrogenase [NAD(P)+] activity; zinc ion binding. The record is from RefSeq and is a predicted model, not a curated record. Lineage: Eukaryota; Metazoa; Chordata; Aves; Casuariiformes; Dromaiidae. Gene Ontology annotation, biological process: formaldehyde catabolic process. Gene Ontology annotation, cellular component: cytosol.